Apiotrichum porosum is the source of this 873-nucleotide messenger RNA. RefSeq lists its product as uncharacterized. Gene Ontology annotation, cellular component: oligosaccharyltransferase complex; membrane. The coding region runs from base 1 to 873 and encodes 290 amino acids. The record is from RefSeq and is a predicted model, not a curated record. Lineage: Eukaryota; Fungi; Basidiomycota; Tremellomycetes; Trichosporonales; Trichosporonaceae. The transcript has 3 exons. Gene Ontology annotation, biological process: protein N-linked glycosylation.
AUGCUCGCUCGAUUCCGGAGAAGCGCGCUCGGCGCCCUGUCUCUCGCCCUGCUGGUUGCCAGCCCCGCGGCAGCACUCGACGUCAAGACCGUCAAGGCGCAGCUCACUACGGUUUCUGGUGUGGGUGACGUGACGCACACUCUCCAGCCCGGAUCCACAUGGCCAGAGCUCGCCCUCGGCUCGGGUGACUCUCUCCGCAUCCAGCUCACCGUCUCCGAGUCGGGCUCCCCCGUCGUGCCCGCCUACGCUGCUGUGCAGUUUGUCGAUGCCGACGGUCGCGAUUCCGAGUACGCUGUUGGCGUCAAGGCCACCGGCAAGGCCAGCUUUGUCCUUAACACCGACAAGCUCCCCAACUCGCUCCGCGCCGCUGCUUCGCCCCUCAAGGCGACCCUCCUCCUCUCCAGCCCGGGCUCCAAGCCCGUCUCGUGGGCCCUCGGCUCCGUGACCCUCCCGGCCGCCCCCGCCGACGUCACCCCUACUCGCCGUAGGCACGACCUGCCUCCUCGCGCCGGCGAGCCCGCGUUCGCCCCGCAGCCCGAGAUCACCCACACCUUCCGUGUCGAGGAGAAGACCGUCGCGUUCCCCAAGGCUGCCGCCGGCGUCGCCGCCCUCGUCCUCCCCUGGGGUGUCCUCUUCUCCCUCAUCGGCAAGAUCUCGUCGUCGCUCCAGUUCGUCACCCCGCCAACGAUGAUGUACGCCCUCUUCGUCUGCCUCGUCGGCCUCGAGGCCCUCAUCCUCCGCUACUGGGCCGGCUGGCGCCUGUACGAGCUCUUGGGCCCCUUUAUCGGCCUGGCCGUCGUCACGGCCUAUGUCGGCACGGUGGGUCUCCGCGCCGCCCGCGUGGAGCGCCUCAAGGCCGGCGGCAAGCCCUAG